ACUAGCGUCACUACACACCUACUACUACGCUAAUAAGAAGAAGAAGAGGAGGAAGAUGGGAGUGACACCUAAAAUUGCUCCUUCGAUGCUAUCAUCGGAUUUCGCUAAUUUGGCUUCCGAAGCGCAUCGUAUGAUCAACUACGGCGCUGAUUGGCUUCACAUGGACAUCAUGGAUGGGCAUUUUGUCCCUAAUUUAACUAUGGGCGCUCCAAUCAUUGAAAGUUUGAGAAAGCACACAAAGGCAUAUCUGGACUGUCACCUGAUGGUUACAAAUCCUCUUGACUAUGUUGAACCUUUGGGAAAAGCUGGUGCUUCCGGUUUUACAUUUCAUAUAGAGACAUCAAAAGACAACUGGAAAGAACUUAUCCAAAAUAUUAAGUCACACGGCAUGAAGCCUGGUGUAGCGAUUAAGCCUGGGACAUCAGUUGAAGAGGUUUAUCCUCUGGUUGAAUCUGAAAAUCCUGUGCAAAUGGUUCUUGUCAUGACUGUAGAACCUGGAUUUGGAGGACAAAAAUUUAUGCCAGAGAUGAUGGACAAGGUACGGAAACUGAGGCAGAAGUAUCCGUCACUUGACAUAGAGGUUGAUGGUGGUUUAGGACCUUCAACCAUAGACGCAGCUGCAUCAGCGGGAGCAAAUUGCAUUGUUGCUGGAAGUUCGGUAUUUGGAGCCCCUGAGCCAGAUCAAGUAAUAUCAUUACUGAGGCAUUCUGUCGAGAAAUCACAGUAAACAUAGUAAAGACCCGUCAUUUAUGUUACGGUACACGUCACAACUACAUGUAAUAUGCUCGAUGUGCCAGUAACAUUUUCAAGUCAAAUAAGAGAUCAGCUGUUAUAAUAAUAAUAAUGUCACUUUACAUGUCUCUAUAUUUAUUGUGCAAUUAACAGAAACUGUAAAGGCAUAAAACGGAUGACACAUACCGCUGUCACCUGAAUCCUUUGUUGACCAUUGAAGAUUAAAUUUUAAUUUUGAUCCA
This is a messenger RNA of Trifolium pratense (red clover), 974 nucleotides long. RefSeq names its product ribulose-phosphate 3-epimerase, cytoplasmic isoform. Gene Ontology annotation, molecular function: D-ribulose-phosphate 3-epimerase activity; metal ion binding. Gene Ontology annotation, biological process: pentose-phosphate shunt; pentose-phosphate shunt, non-oxidative branch; carbohydrate metabolic process. The transcript has 9 exons. Bases 56 to 727 code for a protein of 223 amino acids. Gene Ontology annotation, cellular component: cytosol. NCBI's taxonomy places the organism in Eukaryota, Viridiplantae, Streptophyta, Magnoliopsida, Fabales, Fabaceae. The record is from RefSeq and is a predicted model, not a curated record.